GAUCCACUUUUUAUAGCUGCCAUUGUCGUUAAAGGGAAGCAUUUGUUAUUUACCAAAUUGCCCUUCUCCUGUAACAGUAGUUGAUAAUUCCUUGUUCCCUCCCUCACAUCGCAGAUCUUCAGAACUUCAGAGCGCUGGCAAAAACUUCACUCUUCUCUUUUCAGACAUGGCUUCUCAAGGUUUGUGUCCUUCAAUAAAAAAUAUUCUUCUUUUAGACUCUGAAGGGAAGCGUGUGGCAGUCAAGUAUUAUUCAGAUGACUGGCCAACAAACAAUGCAAAGUUAGCUUUUGAGAAGUUUGUAUUUAGUAAGACUGUUAAGACUAAUGCUCGGACAGAAGCCGAGGUAACACUACUUGACAACAAUGUCAUCAUUUACAAAUUUGUACAAGACCUGCAUUUCUUUGUCACCGGUGGUGAUGAUGAAAAUGAGCUCAUUUUAGCAUCAGUUCUUCAAGGUUUCUUUGAUGCAGUCACCCUUCUGUUGAGGAACAACGUUGACAAAAGAGAGGCACUUGAGAACUUGGAUCUCAUUCUCUUAUGUCUUGAUGAAAUAGUUGAUGGAGGGAUGAUACUUGAAACAAAUGGACCUCUUAUUGCUGAAAAAGUGACCUCUCAUAGCUUUGAUGCUGAUGCCCCCUUAUCGGAGCAGACACUAACUCAAGCUUGGGCUACAGCCAGAGAACAUUUGACAAGAACCCUUUUAAAAUGAUGCUUUCAUACACAGAAAAUUAGCUACUCAUAUUUGAGUAUAUAUUUUGUCUGUUAAUGAGAGUUGUUUAAUCCCCUACUUUGUGAGUUAUUGAGUCAUGAGCACCAUACCAUUUUGCUGACAAUUUUUCCUCCUGUAUCUCAGUUAUUAUUUGUGAAAUUCAGGGAAGAAGUUAUUAAUCCAAAAUAAACAAGCAUGGGGGAAAAAACAAAGCAAGCUCUAUAAUGUAAUAUUCGUGUCACGGUUAAGAUUUGGUUUCCAGGAUUAACUGAUCAAGUUUGUAUAACCCAUUACCCCUUAAAUGGCUAUAUGUCUUCCAGGAUAUUUGU
Abrus precatorius (Indian licorice) is the source of this 1038-nucleotide messenger RNA. Its product is annotated as coatomer subunit zeta-2-like. The record is from RefSeq and is a predicted model, not a curated record. The transcript has 6 exons. Bases 167 to 709 code for a protein of 180 amino acids. Gene Ontology annotation, cellular component: COPI vesicle coat. Lineage: Eukaryota; Viridiplantae; Streptophyta; Magnoliopsida; Fabales; Fabaceae. Gene Ontology annotation, biological process: intra-Golgi vesicle-mediated transport; retrograde vesicle-mediated transport, Golgi to endoplasmic reticulum; intracellular protein transport.